Poecilia latipinna (sailfin molly) is the source of this 3359-nucleotide messenger RNA. RefSeq names its product protein phosphatase with EF-hand domain 2b (gene ppef2b). Gene Ontology annotation, molecular function: phosphoprotein phosphatase activity; calcium ion binding; manganese ion binding. The record is from RefSeq and is a predicted model, not a curated record. NCBI's taxonomy places the organism in Eukaryota, Metazoa, Chordata, Actinopteri, Cyprinodontiformes, Poeciliidae. Gene Ontology annotation, biological process: detection of stimulus involved in sensory perception; negative regulation of MAPK cascade. Bases 371 to 2569 code for a protein of 732 amino acids. The transcript has 19 exons.
UUUGUCUGUUUGUUCAGGGUGGAUGUGAGCUGUAGUAAAGUUUAAUCCUAAUCCAUCUGCAUCUCAUUGUGAGUGAGUGAGUGAUUACAGUAGCCUGUUCGAGACACCUGGCUCUGAUUUGCCCCGGGGCUUUGACUGAUGCAUGGAUGUGUAGCUGAGAAGAGUUACAAUAUUACAGGCACCAAACCUGCAGAGGAAGGGAAAAAUGAGAUAACAUAUUUUAAUCUUUGUUUUUUUCAUAGCUGUAUCAUUGCAGCCCAGGAGUUUUUUUUUUUUUUUUUUUUAACAAAAUGGACAUAUCUGCAAGCUGAGGAAGUCAGAGGAGGUAAUGAAAGACGGGUGACUCCUAUAGGGAAAGCAGCAAAGGAUCAUGGGAUGCGGCAUGGGAAAAUCCAGAAUCCAGCCGAACAAAUGUGACAGAGUGAGCAUUUCUGUUCCAGCUGCUACGGCAAUUAGAGCAGCUUUGCUGAUCCAGCGUUGGUAUCGACAGUAUGUUGCCAGGCUGGAAAUGAGACGCAGGUGCACGUGGAACAUCUUCCAGUCUAUUGAAUAUGCAGGCGAGCAAGAUCAAAUAAAGCUGUACCAUUUCUUUGGCUUCUUGAUGGACCAUUUCACCCCAGCCAGCAGCGAAAGAAACCUAAUAUCUCACAUCUUUCGUGAGAAUGAGGUCUGCCGUGACGCAGACUGGGAAAGAUAUUUCUGCUACAAAGACAUAGAGGUACCGGACAGCUACUGCGGCCCCCACCUGGCUUUCCCCAUGACGUUCUGUGGGGUGUCCAAGCUAAUGGAAGCUUUCAAGCUGAAACAACAGCUCCACGCUCGUUAUGUUCUGCAGAUCCUUGGAGAAACUUGGAGACUUCUAAGGAUCCUUCCUAACAUCAAUCAUGUGUCGGUCUGCCACACUAAGGAGAUUACGAUAUGUGGGGAUUUGCAUGGGCAGCUUGAAGAUCUGCUAUUGAUAUUCUAUAAGAAUGGUUUACCCUCAUGUGAGAAACCUUAUGUCUUCAAUGGAGACUUUGUGGAUCGUGGCAAGAAUUCUUUAGAGAUUCUGCUCAUCCUGUUUGGGUUCCUGCUUGUUUACCCCAAUGAAGUGCAUCUGAACAGAGGGAACCAUGAAGAUCACAUUGUUAACUUGAGAUAUGGUUUCACCAAGGAGGUCUUGGGAAAAUACAGAGUGCACGGAAAGAAGAUCCUAAAGCUGCUCCAAAAGAUCUUCAGCUGGCUCCCUCUGGCCACAGUGAUCAACCAUAAGGUCCUGGUUGUACAUGGAGGGAUCUCUGACUCAACAGACCUCGACAUGGUCGCCAGGAUGGACAGACACAGAUACGUGUCGGUCCUACGGCCUCCUAAAGCGAUCCGUCCCACGCUCAACGGCAACAAAGCAGGGAGCGGCAAGGACGAAGACGCGUCCGGACCAGCAGAAGGCCGCCGCCGCCGGGUGCGCUCGCUGACCAACACCUCGGCCCCGGGUCAGAGGAACAACAUCCCGCGUCGCUCCCUCCACAACCUGCCCACCGGCGGCGCCCAGCUGAACUGCUCGGUGGAGGACGAGCUGAAGGAGAGGCGCAGGCUGGCUGGGUUCGAUCAGACCUACAGAGAAGUGAAGACGUUGGACUCUGACUCGGACCCGGAGUUUGGAGAACCCACAGAAACACACGGGCACGAGUGGAAACAAAUAGUGAACCUCCUAUGGAGCGAUCCGAUGCCUCAAAAUGGCUGCAUUUCCAACGAGGUGCGAGGCGGAGGCUGCUACUGGGGGCCAGAUGUGACUGAGGAGGUGCUGGGAAAACACAACCUUCAGCUUCUCAUCCGCUCCCACGAGUGCAAACAGGACGGCUACGAGUUCUGCCACAAUCGCAGGGUGAGCACAGAAAGAAACACGGUGCUGACCAUAUUUUCAGCCUCUAAUUAUUACGAGGUGGGCAGCAACAGAGGAGCCUACAUCAGAAUGGGUCACGAUCUGGUCCCUCAUUUCAUUCAGUACCAAGCCAGCAGGACAUGCAGGGAGCUGACCCUGAGACAAAGCGUUGGCUGGACAGAGAGAUCAGCCCUGCGAGCGCUAAGGCAGCAGCUGUUUGUACACAAGUCGGAUCUCGUCGGUGCCUUCCAGGAGUUUGACCCAAACAACACCGGGGUGAUUUCUCUACGCCACUGGGCGACAGCUACGGAGAGAGUGCUGAAGCUGGGUUUGCCUUGGAGGGUGCUGCGCCCGCAGCUCAUCAACAGGGCCCAGCACGGCAUGGUGGACUACCAGCAGUGGAUACGAGAGCUCUCCAUCACUGAGCCCAAACCAGAGGUGUCGGACACCAGCAUCAUGGAGACGAUGUACAAAAACCACUCCAACCUGGAGACCAUCUUCCGCAUCAUAGACACGGAUCACUCAGGUUUGAUCUCUUUCGAGGAGUUUCGUCAGACUUGGAAGCUCCUGAGCUCUCAUCUUAAAAUGGAAAUCAGUGAUAAGGCCAUCACUGACCUGGCCCAGAGCAUGGACUUCAACAAGGACGGCAGCAUCGACAUCAAUGAGUUCAUGGAGGCCUUUCGCCUGGUCGACCUCUCCACACACGCCUGAUGGAGAGAAGUUGGGAGUAAUAGGUUAGAUGAUUCUUUUUUUUUGUUUGAAAACCACCAAACCAAACAGUCUGAAGAUCAGGCCAAACGCCUUGUUAGUUGUUUUUAAAUGUGCUGGGUAAAUAAAAUGGACGUUUUACAGUGUUGGCUUAGUUAAAUCAUCUGGACCCAUAUUUUCUAAUGGGUAGGUUAUCUGGGUGCGUUAUUUCUCCAUCUGUACCGUAGGUGUUUCCUACAUAGUGGAGUUCUACCGUGAUUUUCUACAAUUUUGUACUUAAACAUUGCCUAUUUAGUUGGUGAAAGAAAAUAGACAUUCUCUGAUCAACCAUUGUAUAUAUGGGUGCCAAUUUGAUGCCUAAUAUGACUUAAAACUUAUAACUAAGCCUGCAGUUGUUCAAAAUCAUUUACGUUUUUCCAAGUUGUUCAUUCGACAACACACAGAGACCCACUUAUCUCAGUCACUCCUCAAAAUGGGAAAGACAAAACAACACCAGUAAGUCAGGAAACGUUGACAAUAGCUGCUCACCUAAAAUGAUCUGCAUACAGUUCAGAAAAACAAAGAGGAAAAGCACCUCUGACCCAUUAAACACAGUGGAGGAUCUGUGAUGCUGUGGGCCCGUUUCUUCUCCACAAGCCUUGGAAGACCGUUUCAGGAUAACCUGCUAAAUAUUCAUAUAAAACAUCCAGAACUCUUACCCUUGAAGAGCACAACUGACUUUCUAUUGGAAUAUCAAACAUCCCAUUUGUAAGGUUUGCUAUUGAACAUAUCAAUAAAAAAAAAAAAAGAUUCA